Molecule: messenger RNA, 1252 nt
Organism: Salvia splendens (bonfire salvia)
Lineage: Eukaryota; Viridiplantae; Streptophyta; Magnoliopsida; Lamiales; Lamiaceae
Product: nuclear transcription factor Y subunit A-7
Exons: 8
Coding region: 479-1009 (176 amino acids)
Biological process (GO): regulation of DNA-templated transcription
Cellular component (GO): CCAAT-binding factor complex
Molecular function (GO): DNA binding; DNA-binding transcription factor activity
Source: RefSeq, a predicted model, not a curated record
AGAGACAACAGUUUCCAUCUGCAUUCAACUGCAGAGAAUAAAAGCUCCAGCAAUAUAUAUUGCUAGAGAGAGAAAGUAAGGUGGGUGAGAGAGAGAAGAGAGAAUUAUAGGUCGUGUAGCAACCUCCGUGAAAUCGAGCUCCCUUCACUCAGUGGAAUAUUCUGGUCUCAAUUGAGCCGAUUCAAUGUGAUUGAAAUCCUGAUGGGCUGAUUAUUGAUUGGAAAUUCCUGAAGAUUGCCUGUCUGCGAGCAUCUUUCAGCAUUAUGACAUCUUCCGUUCACAGCCUUUCAGUUUAUUGAAGUAUAUUGAUUGGGUGGUGUAUGUUUGUAUACAAAAACGGCAUGUCGGCAUCCAUCGAUUAGUGGGCGGUGGUGAGACGUUUGGAAAACUUUAUCUAGAUAGGCAGAAUAAUAGUGAGGCUGAUGAACAACAAAACCACACAGAGUCUUACCUCCAACCCUUGUCUCCAGCAAAAGGGAUGUGUGCUACAGAUAUUGCAUCACCAGGAAUGCCCUAUGCACCACCUGCUCAAGUUGGAGUUGGAAAUGUAAUGGCGCAAACAGCUUACCCUUAUCCUGACCCGUACUACAGGAGUAUAUUUGCUCCUUACGAAACCCAGCCUUAUCCAGCGCAACCUUAUCCUGCGCAGCCUAUGGUACAUUUGCAAUUGAUGGGAAUUCAGCAAGCUGGUGUGCCAUUGCCCACAGAAGCAGUUGAGGAGCCUGUCUUUGUUAAUGCAAAGCAAUAUCAUGGCAUCUUGCGUCGUCGCCAAUCUCGUGCUAAGGCUGAAUCAGAAAAUAAACUAUCCAAGCCUCGAAAGCCAUAUUUGCAUGAAUCUCGGCACUUGCAUGCACUGAGGCGAGCUCGGGGAAACGGGGGUCGAUUCCAGAAAAAAAACGACAACCUGAAGAAGAAAGAUGUUGAGUCUAGCGAGAAAUAUCACGACAGUAUCAACCUCAACGGUGAAAAAGCUGUCCCCCAAAGAGUGCCCUCAGAAGAUGUAGCUUAAACAGGUAGAAACGAAAGUAGCUCUGUCGAAACUAUCUCGUGUGAAUUUGGCAGAUUCAUUAAGAUGAUGGUUCAUAGAUAUUUAAGUCAUAGUUUCGUGUGUACAUUCAGUUAUAGGUUUUUGUAGGGAGCGUUUCAGCAGAAUGUGAAUUUCAGGUUGCUGUGCCAGUUUCAUGUUUAUUUUUAUUCGAGCAUUGAUGCAACUCAAGCUUUUCCCUCUCUAGAUGUGUCACUCUUGCCUAAA